Molecule: messenger RNA, 450 nt
Organism: Didymodactylos carnosus
Lineage: Eukaryota; Metazoa; Rotifera; Eurotatoria; Philodinida; Philodinidae
Source: the annotation of a GenBank genome assembly
AUGGCGGUAAUUGCAGUUAAUAAACGUCAAUAUGAUGAGAUGGAACCUUAUCGAAACAGUAAUAAAGUUUGGAAACUUCAAAGCAAUCACGAUACGCAGACAUUAGACAGCGUCGCUGAAGCUCGUGAAUAUCUUGAUCAAGCUGGUCUUGAUUGGAAUAUUUUAGCUAAAGAAGGAGGCACAGAUUUCAUUCAACGUUUAAAAAGCAAAUGUACCUUUGGUCGUGGCGGCGGAGCUGAUUAUUUUACGGACAACUCACGCGAUACAUCCAUCUAUAUCUAUGUAUAUGUUCAAAAUUCGAAAAAUGAAAUUAUAGUCACAUUUUCGUAUCACAGUUUAACAACAGAUGGUUUACAUGGUGGUCAGGCAAUCGAAUGGUUGAAAUUGAAAGCUGGUCAAAAUUUGAAAGCCAUGUUGCCAAAAGGCACUUUUGAUUACAAUUUCAGCUAA